This is a messenger RNA of Trichomonas vaginalis G3, 1131 nucleotides long. Its product is annotated as spectrin binding. Gene Ontology annotation, molecular function: protein binding. The transcript has a single exon. Lineage: Eukaryota; Parabasalia; Trichomonadida; Trichomonadidae. The record is from RefSeq and is a predicted model, not a curated record. Bases 1 to 1131 code for a protein of 376 amino acids.
AUGGAUGAUGACAUAGAAUUAUUUAUAUUAUUCACAGAAAGAUCCGACUUUGAUAAAGAUACUCUCCUAUAUAGUGCAUUAUAUCCGCAUGAGAAUAGAUUAGAGUGUAAUUUGCUAGAAUUAUGUUGUUAUCAUGGUGCAGUUAAUUGUUUUAAAUUAUUGAUAUCAAAAUUCAACUCGUAUAUCACUCUUAAAUGCCUAAAAUUUUCAUUUUUGGGUGGAAAUCCUGAUAUUAUGUAUGAAUGUUUGAAAAAACAGAAACCUGAUGAUGAUUGCAUGAAAUAUGCAAUUAUUUCUCACAAUAUUGACUUUAUUACUUUCUUGAUGAAUGAACAUAAUAUAGAAAUUGAAAUAGAAUAUUGUUGUAUAUACCAUAAUAUUCAGGCGUUCUUUGUUUAUUUGGAUCAAACAAAUGAUAUCAAUAGAUUCUUUUCACAUUCUCCUUGUUUUGGAAUUCAAUCUCUAUGUGAAUAUUUCUUAUCACAUGGUGCUGAUAUAAAUGCAAAAGAUGAUUUAAUAUCGGGAAUAACUCCUCUUCAUAUUGCAGCUGAUUAUAAUUAUAAUGAAAUUGCAGAAUAUCUUAUUUCUCAAGGUGCAGACAUUAAUUCACAAGACAGCAAUGGAUGGAAUCCACUUCACUAUGCUUCUAUGAAUAAUAAAAUAGAAACAGCAGAAUUUUUUAUCACACAUUGUAUUGAUAUAAAUGCAAAUGAUAAUAAUGGGGACACUGCUCUUCACUGGGCAUCGAAUGGAAUUCGAAAAGAAAUGACAGAACUUCUUAUUUUAAAUGGUACUGAUGUAAAUUUAAAAGAUAAUCGAGGUAGAACUGCCCUUUUUAUUGCAAUAGAGAAUGAAAGAAAAGAAAUCGUUGAAUUACUAAUUUCACAUGGUUCAAACAUCAAUGAGCAAGAUGUGCAUGGAUAUACGCCGCUUCACUUAGCAGCAAUAAAUAAUCUUGUAGAAAUUGCAGAGAUCCUCAUCUCUCAUGGCUCAGAUAAAAAUAUAAGAGAUUAUCAUAACAAAACUGCACUAUCUUAUGCAUAUGAAAAUGAUUUUACAGAUGUGAUAAAACUUAUAAUGGCAUCUGAAAAACAUUCAAAUGGUAAAAAGGUCUGUUGUUUAUUGAUUUAG